Molecule: messenger RNA, 309 nt
Organism: Eruca vesicaria subsp. sativa (arugula)
Lineage: Eukaryota; Viridiplantae; Streptophyta; Magnoliopsida; Brassicales; Brassicaceae
Source: the annotation of a GenBank genome assembly
AUGGGAGUAGCUAUCGCCUUGGAAGUUCAUCUGAAAGAACCUCUUGCCUGGGAUGGUGUUAUCUUUGUGGCUCCAAUGUGUAAGAUUUCAAAAGAUGUAAAACAUUCUAAACACUGUUUUCCAAACCAAAAGAUCUUUCCAAAGAAAGACAUGAGGGAGCUCUUCUUCAGAGACUCUACUAAAAGAAAACUAAAUGGUAAUGAAUGUGCUCUUACCUCCUCACCACUUCCUAUGACCCUCGAAUUCAAGCCUAGUAUGGCUGUUAAAUCUUCUAACCCUCGAUCUCAGGAUUCAGAGCCUAUGUUAUAA